Molecule: messenger RNA, 1566 nt
Organism: Durio zibethinus
Lineage: Eukaryota; Viridiplantae; Streptophyta; Magnoliopsida; Malvales; Malvaceae
Cellular component (GO): cytosol
Molecular function (GO): protein-folding chaperone binding
Source: RefSeq, a predicted model, not a curated record
GUAUGUUUGCUUUAGAAACUAAAAAUCGGGAGAACUCGUGGAGCUGCUUAGUCCUUGCGCACACAAUCUGGAAACUUCCACACUCUUCUAGUCUUUUCCUUUUUCCUUGUUUUGUUAAAUUCUUCUGGUCAUUUUUAUUUGCCUUGUAGACAUUUAUUUUCCUGCAUUCCAGCAACACACCAAAUCUUAUUUCCUUUGACAAAACACUAUUUGCGGCAAAAGAAGAGCAUCAGAUAAAAAAUAAGAGCAAAGUGAAGGAGUAGAAGCAGAAGAAUAAAAGAAGAUGGGUGUAGAUUAUUACAAGAUUCUGCAAGUUGACAAGAAUACAAAAGAUGAUGAUCUGAAGAAGGCUUAUAGGAAGCUUGCCAUGAAGUGGCACCCUGAUAAGAACCCAAAUAACAAAAAAGAAGCUGAGGCCAAAUUCAAGCAAAUCUCUGAAGCCUAUGAGGUUCUGAGUGAUCCACAGAAGAGAGCUAUCUAUGAUCAGUAUGGUGAAGAAGGGUUAAAAGGCCAAGUGCCACCUCCGGAUGCUGGUGGACCUGGUGGAGCAACAUUUUUCCAAACCGGAGAUGGUCCAAAUGUGUUUAGAUUCAACCCCAGAAAUGCUAAUGACAUUUUUGCUGAGUUUUUUGGGUUUUCUAGCCCCUUUGGGGGAAUGGGGGGCGCUGGUCCUGGCAGUGGGAUGAGAGGUGGUUCAAGGGCAUUUGGUGGCAUGUUUGGAGAUGAUAUGUUCAGUUCCUUUGGUGAAGGAGUACCAAUGAAUCAGGCUCCUCGUAAAGCUCCUCCUAUUGAAAGGACGUUGCCUUGUAGCCUUGAGGAGUUGUAUAAAGGAACCACAAAAAAGAUGAAGAUUUCAAGAGAAAUAGCAGAUGCUAGCGGAAAGACAUUUACAGUGGAGGAAAUCCUGACCAUUGAUAUCAAGCCUGGUUGGAAAAAGAGAACUAAGAUUACCUUCCCUGAGAAAGGAAACGAACAACCGAAUGUAAUCCCUGCAGAUCUUGUUUUCAUAAUUGAUGAAAAACCUCACAGCACAUUUACACGCGAGGGCAAUGACCUGGUUGUCAUGCAAAAGAUAUCGCUCGCUGAAGCAUUAACAGGCCACACUGUCCGUCUUACAACAUUGGAUGGAAGGAGCUUGACUAUCCCUAUUACCAAUGUGAUUCAUACUAACUAUGAGGAGGUUGUCCCGAGGGAAGGUAUGCCAAUACCAAAAGAGCCGUCGAAGAGAGGUAACCUGAGAAUAAAGUUCAAUAUUAAAUUCCCAACGAGGUUAACUGCAGAACAGAAGUCUGGAAUCAAGAAGUUAUUGGCUCCAUAGGUGUGGAUUCUGAUCAUCAUUAGGAAAAACAUGAGUUGGAACCUGUGAAUAUCUUCUCCUCUUUCCCUUAUGUUCAAAGCUGCGUUAUUCGUUAUGUAACGCAUUUGCCAUCCAGAAUAAAAUGUCUAUUAGCACUGCAGAGAAAUCCAAGUUGUGAUGUAGAACAAUUUUGUACCUUAUAAACAAGUACCAUACUGUUUGCUGUUACUAUAUAUUUUUUUGAGUGAUGCAAAUCCUUGUUCAAGUCA